GUCCUUGCUUUCUCAAGAACAACUCGCAUCCAUGAAUAGGAUUUAUAUCCAGACUCCUCAGCCUCAGUGCAGCAACUACACCCCACUACCCCCCAAACUUCGACAAGACAGAUCCGGCCACGGGGCCACCCGCGUCAACACGUCGACUCCCCACUCUCAUACAACAUGCGAUCCGCUUUAGGCAGCACCCACGGCCUUUGGGCUGGGUGGCUCCUCGCUGCGCUUUCUGGCAUCGCGACGGCGCACUCAUGGCCCGAGCAAACCGUCCGUCUAGCACCCAACGGCACUAUGGUCGGCAAGCCGGGCUUCGACAGAGCGCAUGUCGACCGCGCCCUCCCGACGCAGGAUGUCUACCAGUUACCACCGCCCGGCGGCAGAACGGUUAUCCUUCCAGACGACAAGAUCGUGAAGCCAGCCAAGUGGCAGUUGACCAAUUCGAGCUACAGCGACAAGUUUCCCAUGUUACAGGUCGCCCCGGGUGACUUCGUCGCUAUCCUCUACACCGAGAACGGCCAUGUCACCCGCGCCGACAUGACCAACCCGACGAAGCCCGUCAACCGCGGCACCGUCUAUCUCUACGGGACCACGAACAACGACCUGUCCAACACGAACCUCCUGGAUGUCCACCUGAAAUGGACCGCCGACGGCAAAGGCGGAGACGGAAAGGGCAAGCUGCUCGCGACCCGGCAUUUCGACGACGGCCAGUGCCAUGAGGCUGUCCCCGUUACUGGCGAUCCUGAAGGCAUCUCUACCUACCGCAAGCAGUUCAUCAGCAAGGCAGACACCCUUAUUUGCCAGUCCGACCUCCAGAUCCCCCUCGACAUGGCCGUCGGCCAGACUCUGACGGUCAUCUGGGUCUGGGAUUGGCCCACCAUGAAUGUCCAGGGGGUUGCCGUGCCUCCGGCGAGCUACCAGAGCAACUCGUCGACCGCGCAGGGCAACGCGUCGCAGCCCUACGUUGCCAUGCCGGAGCUCUACACGGGCGUUCUGGACUACAAGAUUGUGGACCCCUGCAGCGAAAGCCUCGGUGAGGUGAAGGGGCCAACCUGCAAAAACCAAAACGGCAAGUUCGUUGUUCAGUUUGCAUCGCAGGCCGCGACAACCAGGGGCAUCGUGGAGCAAAUGCUCAACCCCUUCCUGGUCAAAGUGCCCCAGGCGGGCUUCCAGAUUGCCAGCGCGACCGCCGAUCCAAGCAACAACAUCCCCCUGCAUCCCCUGAUCGGAGUGAUGUCCAGCCACGCGUUUCCGCUUCCCUCAUCGGUUCUGACACCGCAAAUGGACCUAUUCCAAGCCACCGCAAUGACGGCCACCGCAACCGCUACCGCUACCGCAGCCGCAACCACAGCGGCAACAACGCCACCUUCCGAAUCCUCCUCCUCCACACCCACCGCGACCUCCGCCGGAACUUCCGGGCAGGGUGGUGACGCAGGCGGAGCGGUGGCGGUGAUCACCGUGUCGGUCACGGUGCCGGUGACCAUGGUGACCGUCACCGUCACCGCCGGCCCGGCUCAAAGCAGCAGCGCCGACGCCGGCGCGGGGACCACCACCGAGACCAAAACCGAGACUGAGACCGCCACCUUCUUCUCCUCCUCUUCUUCUUCGCCUCCCCCGACUGUCACGCAGUUCCUGCCUAGCUCGAGGCUGGUGCGGGUCCGGGGCGGUGCGUAUCGGUGAAUCGAGCGAGGGUGGAAUGAACGAGCGGCGAGGGGUCGUCGGCCAGAACCCUGCCCCUGAGCAAUUUGAACGGGACUAGUAGAUUAGAAUAGCUGAUGGCGCCGGUGACUUGGACGACAGACAGGAUGUGGUGGGAGAUGAUA
Thermothielavioides terrestris NRRL 8126 is the source of this 1817-nucleotide messenger RNA. RefSeq lists its product as uncharacterized. The transcript is spliced from 2 exons. Bases 166 to 1674 code for a protein of 502 amino acids. NCBI's taxonomy places the organism in Eukaryota, Fungi, Ascomycota, Sordariomycetes, Sordariales, Chaetomiaceae. The record is from RefSeq and is a predicted model, not a curated record.